AUUUCCCAGCAAAUAUCAUGCAGCAGCUGUACUACAAAAGAUACACCAAACAAAACUCGGUUCAAGCAGACUGUCUGCUGAGUUUGCCAAGACUGAAACUAGUUUUCCUGUUGAUGAAGAAAAAUGUUCCCUGGAAACCGGUGUAAAGGAAAAGUCCAAGCAUGUACCAGAACCGACUUCAAAAUCUGUUCAGAGAUUUCUAAAUUCUAUGAAUAACUGGUUGUCUGGGGUGAAUUUUAAAGUACCACCACCAUGUCAUCUCAGAUAUCAGUAUCCUCCGCCCUCCCCUGAGGUUCUGGAAAAUAUAGCAAAGACAUUGGCUGCAGUCCCCAAAUUUUACACACAGGUGCUGCAUUUGAUGAAUAAAAUGAACCUUCCUUCUCCAUUUGAACCAGACUUCCCCAUCAUCUGUGAUAACCUUUUUGAAAUUAAAAAACCUUCCAAUGAGACGAACAUAAUUGCAGAUAACCCAGGAGUUCCUGAAAACUCAAACGAUGAAGAAUCAGAGAUAGAAAGUGAUGAAGAUGUACAUACACAGCUCAAGGUUGUUAUCCCAGAUAUCAAAUCCAAACCCAAAAAAGCAAUGAAAUUAAAUCCUUUGAAGGUUCUUAAAUCAAAGCGAGUGGAAAAAACAUCUCCAUCCAAGCGGAGGAAGCUGGAGACAGAAAAUGUAUUUGAGAAAUCAAAUCUUGAGCCUGGGCAAAAGACAAUCCAAGUGAAAUUGACCACCCCUGAUUUGAACUCAAUAGCAAGAAACGAAACUGAGCUUUUAACUGAAGAGGGCGGGUUUGGAGUUCUCAAUGUUACCAGCCAGGUAGAUGCAGAACCACCAGUUUCUUCUCGAACUGAAAAUGAGGAAAAGACACUUGCAGAUGACUACCCUUGUAUAACUGCCAAAGAACUUGCUGCAAAUCGUUUAUCUAAAAAGGAUCUAUCCAAUCUACCGGUAUUCAAAAACUACUCGCCAGGAAUUCCAUCAUGCCGAUUGUAUAUUAAAAAUUUAGCAAAAAAAGUUACGCCUGCAGAUUUACAUCACAUUUACAGGCGGUACUUUCUCAAAUAUCAUGAAGAGCAAGGCACAAUGUUUGACGUUCGUUUAAUGCAAGAAGGCAGAAUGAAAGGGCAAGCAUUUGUCACAUUGCAAACUGUGGAACAAACUAAGAAAGCUCUGGAAGAAACAAAUGGAUACAUUUUAAAAGACAAACCAAUGGUUGUGCAAUUUGCCAGAAGUGCUCCAGCAACUAAACUGGAUUCAUCUGCUACAUAAAUUCGUGUGCUAAGCAGAAAUUCUGACAUAUAUUAAUUGGAGCGUCAGGGCUGAGCUAAAAAAUAUGAGUGGACUGUAUAUAGGUGUGUCUCAUCUCUCUCUCCGAAAACUGAAUCCCCUCGAACCUAAAACGUGGUGGCGCUCAGCCGAUCAUCUUCCCAAAACCCUUUUGUUUGGGAAGAUGACAGCUAUGCGGCGGUGCGGCGGUUGUUCUGGACAGCGGUGGGCUCCAAGGCCGAGGUCUCCACAUGCGGUGGCAAAGGAGGCGGUAGUGACAAAAGAAAAAUGCAGCUUACCGUGCAGUACAGCUAAUAAAGGAAGAACGUGCUAAUAAGAAAGCGAAA
Bemisia tabaci is the source of this 1611-nucleotide messenger RNA. The record is from RefSeq and is a predicted model, not a curated record. NCBI's taxonomy places the organism in Eukaryota, Metazoa, Arthropoda, Insecta, Hemiptera, Aleyrodidae.